CACGUCGCAAAGCAAACGUCAACGAUUCGUUUACGAAUUUUGGAAAAUAUCUAAAUAUUCGUCUUUAGUAAAUCAAUUUGUUUUUAUUUUGCUAUUUAAUUAAAUGUUAAAAUGAAUCGAGCCGAGGGGUUGGUGCAACGAAGAAACGUGAACGUAAUUAAGGACAAUUCGGAAUUAAAGGAGAACCACGACGUCGAUGAUAAGAAAAAUGAUAAAAGUUAUGAUGACGGGGAUUCAAAGGAAACACGAUUGACACUAAUGGAAGAAGUACUACUUUUAGGAUUAAAGGACAAAGAGGGUUACACAUCAUUUUGGAAUGAUUGCAUAUCCAGCGGCUUGAGAGGAUGUAUUUUAAUCGAACUUGGCCUGAGAGGCCGCGUAGAAUUAGAAAGAGCUGGUAUGCGUAGAAAGGGAUUGUUAUCUAGAAAAGUUAUAGUUAAAUCAGAUACACCCACAGGUGAUGUAUUGCUAGAUGAGGCCUUGAAACACAUGAAAGAAACCGAACCACCAGAAACAGUUCAAAGCUGGAUAGAGUAUCUAAGCGGUGAGACAUGGAACCCAAUGAAAUUAAAAUAUCAGUUGAAAAAUGUCCGUGAGAGACUUGCGAAAAAUCUCGUUGAAAAAGGAGUUUUGACAACGGAAAAGCAGAACUUUUUGCUGUUUGAUAUGACUACCCAUCCUUUGACUGAUAAUGUUGUCAAAUGUCGUCUGGUCAAAAAGGUUCAAGAAGCAGCUUUGAGGCGCUCAAUCACGGAUGUUGCUCACGCGGAUAAGCGAUCACUGGCGCUGUUGAUGCUUGCCCAUUCAGCUGAUGUGCUAGAAAACGCGUUCGCGCCACUCUCCGACGAAGAUUAUGAGUUAGCAACGAGACGCGUGCGCGCGCUUUUAGAUCUAGAUUUCGAGGCUGAAGCCAUGCGACCAGAUGCCUGCGAAAUUAUGUGGGCGGUGUUUGCAGCGUUCACUAAAUAGCGGUAAAUGCGUGUCGUCAUCACUGUUGGCAACUAGGAAAUGGUAAAUUUUUGUUGGAUUAAAAUAAUACUUUUUAGCCCAUUUUGUAAAAUCUAAAACCAUAUAAACAAACGUGAUCGUCUUUAAAUUAAAAAAGGAGUCUUAGAAUGACACAGCAACAUAAAGUUUUAUAAUAAUGGUUUGAAGGUGUAAUGUGCGUGCUAUGGAUGAAACCAACUUGUACAAAU
Spodoptera exigua (beet armyworm) is the source of this 1196-nucleotide messenger RNA. The record is from the annotation of a GenBank genome assembly. NCBI's taxonomy places the organism in Eukaryota, Metazoa, Arthropoda, Insecta, Lepidoptera, Noctuidae.